UCUAUAGAUAGGAGAUCGAGUUCAGAGCGGACACACGCAAUCUUCAUUCUUGAAACUAAGUAGUAUAAUAUCCUUAAAGAGGCCUGUGCGCUAAACACACUGGUGUUUCUAGAGAAAGGAAAUGGGUCGAGAGGGGAAGGUGGAGGAAGAGCUCGAGAUCAACUCGCCAGCGGACAAGUUCUUCAAACGUUUGAGCUCCGAACUCCACCAUCUUCCUGAUGCCUCACCGGACAAAGUCCAAGGAGCUGAAAUUCUUGAGGGCGACUGGGUCACUCCCGGUUCCGUCAAACUCUGGAACUACACCAUCGAUGGAGUACAGGAGGUAUUCAAAGAGAAGGUGGAAAUAGAUGAGGAAAACAAGACCAUAACGAUGGUGGGUUUGAGCGGACACGUCCUUGAAAAGUACAAGGCCUACAUGAUCGUCUAUCAGGUUUUCCCCAAGGGGGAGUCGGGGACAGUGAAACUUUCCUUGAUCUAUGAGAAGUUCAAGGAGACCGAUGGAGAGCCGCACAAUUAUCUCAAGUUUGGCAUCAAUGUCAUCAAAGAUCUCGAAAAACAUUUGACCCCGAAAAAAGGUUGAGGUUGAUAAAAGAGCUGAAAGAAGAUGUCGUGAAUCCCGUGUGUUGUACCGAGUUGCCAAAUAAAGAGAAGCUACUGCUUCUGAUUUCUGAGAUGUCCCGAAUCCCGUGUGUAAUGCUGUGCGUUUAUUAUUAUGCAGAAGCUUGCCAGCUUUUCAUGUUGUUAAAACAUUAACGCACACCUUAUCUUGUAAUUAAAUUCCUUGAAGAGUUCCGGAGCUACACAUUGCAAGGAGGAGCUAACUAUAAAUCAUAGAAACUUCUAAUCAAUUACCUUCAGAUUCUCACAUACAAUUUCCAGUCGGAAAAAUUAGAGUACUGGAUAUUUACUUGGAAAAGUCUAAUUCCCCAAAGUAUUUCUGAGCUUCAAUUCCAAAAAGAGAAGACUAUAUGAAAGCCCACCAAUCAACACAGAAUAAGCGCACGGUCUAACUAUAUGGAUAUAAACCAGAAGUAAAUUUUUGUAGCAAGUAUUGCCCACUGUAAGCUCUAUUGUACCUCUAACUUUGUUGUUCUCCUCA
Molecule: messenger RNA, 1099 nt
Organism: Syzygium oleosum
Lineage: Eukaryota; Viridiplantae; Streptophyta; Magnoliopsida; Myrtales; Myrtaceae
Product: MLP-like protein 329
Exons: 2
Coding region: 122-580 (152 amino acids)
Biological process (GO): defense response
Source: RefSeq, a predicted model, not a curated record